GGAAUGGUACAAAUAGUGCAUCAUUUUUCGUGCGGAAAUUUCGAUUAACCUCAAGUUAUUUCUACAUAAUUCAUCGAACAAAUUCGACUGACUACUGAACUAGAGAAGAGGCUCAGAAAGAUAUAUGAUUUAUUCGCCGCAAAUCGGUUGAAUAUUUCCAAACAACCUACUAAAACUAAGUAUGCUGAUGCAAUGCAGUUGAUCCACAUGAAAACUUUUGCUCAUAGAAACGAAAAUUGCAUCUGUUCUAGGCAAAUUUAAGAUUCUAUUCUUCUUUCAAGCUGAUGGCUAAUGUAGUGCCCGUUGAGGAAACUUUGUAGAAAAUGUCGUUACAGUAUUGACAGCAUAUACGAAACGCGGACGGUUUCGAACUUUCUAAAUUCGAUUAUCGUUGCAAUAUUUAAAAAAUGUUUUCCACGUUGCGCGGGGUUUGUCCGGCGCGAUUUCAAAUAAAACGCGCGUUCGUCAUUUGUCUCGUUCCUCCUACGCGAUCGAUACAAAAAUUACCGCCUAAAGGUUUCGCGUUCAAAUGCCACAACACUGUUCCCGUGAAAAUUCGAAUCCAAAAUCGUAAAUUUCAUACAACUAAACGGCUCGACAUACCUCCACUUUUCGCGUUACUUCUUCGCCCAGUUUUGCGAAUCGGAUCUUUCAUUUUCGGUCGCACCAUCAGGAGAUGGUGGCUCAAAAAAAGCCCGAGCGAACGCGCCCAGUACACUGCUUGGUUGCAAAAACAGAAAAGAUACAUUUAUGGAACCAUCGGAUCAUUUUUCUUCGUACUGUUGGUCUAUUAUUUGGCGCAUAUCGAAAGAACCGUAGUAACAAAUCGUCCGAGGUUUAUAAUGUUCACAAAACAACAAGAGGCCGCUUUUGCCAAGCUAAUAUUCGACGCGCACCUGGAGGAGCACAAGGAUCACAUCCUGCCAAAGGAUCAUCCAAUUUACAAACGGUUACUGAAAAUAACAAACCGGAUUCUUAACGCCAACAAGGACUUGCCGUAUGUCAAGGACAAACAGUGGACUCUUAGCGUCAUCGAUAACCCGACGAAAAAUGCUUACGUUCUACCUGGUGGAAACAUGUUCAUUUUCACUGGGGCGCUACAGAUGGUUGAAAACGAAGAUCAACUGUCGUUCAUAGUAGCCCAUGAAAUGGCUCACGCGCUGCUUAAACAUUCGAUCGAGCAGGUAUCUAAUGGUUUCAUAGUGGACCUGUUACUGGUAUUUCCGAUAAUAAUAAUUUGGGCAAUAUUUCCCGACUUGAUUGCUGGACUUCUUCAAUUUCUCGGAACAUCGUUUGUAAAGAUAUUGCACGAUCUGCCCUACAGUAGAGCGCUGGAAACCGAAGCCGAUGAAGUGGGACUGACAUUGUCAGCCAAAGCCUGCAUUGACGUACGAGAGGCCGUUGUUUUUUGGGGAAUGAUGCGAACCCUGAAAGACAUGAAUUCUGAACAGGAUCAGAUACCUUGGCUUUCGACGCACCCGAAUGACGAAGAUCGAGAGAAAAAUCUCAACAGCCAAAUGGCACAAGCCAUUGCCUUGCGCAGCACUUAUCAGUGUCCAAUGUUGAAUCCGAGAGAUCCUAGGAAAAUAUUCUACGAGAAGUCUCAAAAAGAACUCGCUGCGCGUCUUAAAGAUAGUGGGAUUUUAUGAUGACCCAGGUAUUUUAGUUGAAUGGAAAUUUUGUCAUAUACGUGUGAUCAAUUUCUAUCUGUAUAUGAAUAUAAAUUAUAAAUUAUUUGCUAACGAA
Messenger RNA from Athalia rosae (coleseed sawfly), 1746 nucleotides. RefSeq names its product metalloendopeptidase OMA1, mitochondrial-like. Bases 408 to 1649 code for a protein of 413 amino acids. Gene Ontology annotation, molecular function: metalloendopeptidase activity. Gene Ontology annotation, biological process: mitochondrial protein processing; protein quality control for misfolded or incompletely synthesized proteins. The transcript has 8 exons. The record is from RefSeq and is a predicted model, not a curated record. NCBI's taxonomy places the organism in Eukaryota, Metazoa, Arthropoda, Insecta, Hymenoptera, Athaliidae. Gene Ontology annotation, cellular component: mitochondrial inner membrane.